AUGCCCUCCUCACAAGAGGACUCCCUCCUAACAGACCUCUGCACAAUCUGUCACCUUCAACCCCCCAAAUACCGCUGCCCCCGAUGCAACACGCGCACCUGCUCGCUGCCCUGCACGCGGCGCCACAAGCUCUGGUCGCAGUGCAGCGGGGUGCGUGACCCCGCGGCCUACCUGCGGCGCAGCGAGCUGGCCACGGAGACGGCCUUCGACCGCGACUUCAACUUCAUCACCGGGAUCGAGCGGUCGAUCGAGCGGGCCGGGCGCGACGCCGAGAACCGCGGGAUCCGGGUCGAUGGGGAUGCUACCGGAUUUGUGAGGGAUUUGGCGGUCGUGGGGUUGGAUGAUUCGCCUUCUAGCACGGGAACAGGCAAGGGGGUGGAGGGGGAGGGAGGGGAGGUUGGUGGGGGCGCUGGGGGCGCUGGGGGGAAGAGGAAGAGGGGUGCUGCUGUUGCUGCUGCUGUUGCUGCUGGUGCUGGUGCUGGUGCUGCUGGUGCUGGUGCUGGUGCUGGUGGCCCUGCGAAAGGGGAAUCGGCGUUCUUGCGGGAAGUGAGAAAUGCAGGCGUGAAGGUUAUUCGGGCGCCGAGGGGAAUGAGUCGGAAUAAGGAGAAUGGGUCGAGGUGGUUUGCUAAACAGCAAUGCUUGGUGUGGACGGUGGAGUGGAUAGGGGAGACCGGGGAGAAGCGCACGAGGAACUGCAGGGAUUCGGUUCCGAUUUCCAUCUCCUAUGAUCGAGCCUUUCCUCUCAGUAGGGAAGAACGCGAGAAGGAAAAGGAACAGGAGCAGACGGAGACACAGACACAGAACCAAGAGCAGGGAGAAGAUCAGGGCCAAGCGCAACAACAGGAACUGCCUUCUUCAACAACGGAGAACGUCGCUCAGCAACCUGAGGAUAUCCCCUCUGUUAAUACUACAACCACCGAAUCCAGCACUACUGCAGAAUCAACAGCACCAACCACAAUCGACGAACCACACCCACCCACUACCACCUCCUCCGAACAAGAAGAAACGCACGCGAUCCUCCCCCAUCGAAACGUAUACUUUUACCUCCACCGGCCGCGGACAGCGACCAAACAUCCCGUCCUGAUCCCGCUCGCCCCCAGCAUGACUCUCACCGCCGCCCUGCACGACCACACGGUCAUCGAAUUCCCUACUAUCUAUGUACUACCGGACUCGCCCGAUGCGUUACGCGCGCAGGGAUCCGACGCCCGGUAUCUACUGGAAGACGAGUAUAUUCGCACCCACGCGCCGGUGGAAGAGAACAGCGCGAGUCCGGCGGAGUCGGAGGUCGAGCAACAGGCCCCUGCCGGUAUCGACUUGGGGAAUGUCGACGAGAAAAAGGUCUUGGAAGUGCUCAAGAAAGAUCUAUUCGAGCCGACGACGCUUGGGUGA
Aspergillus aculeatus ATCC 16872 is the source of this 1389-nucleotide messenger RNA. RefSeq names its product zinc finger HIT domain-containing protein. The transcript has 3 exons. Gene Ontology annotation, cellular component: pre-snoRNP complex; nucleus. The record is from RefSeq and is a predicted model, not a curated record. Lineage: Eukaryota; Fungi; Ascomycota; Eurotiomycetes; Eurotiales; Aspergillaceae. Gene Ontology annotation, biological process: snoRNA localization; box C/D snoRNP assembly; maturation of LSU-rRNA from tricistronic rRNA transcript (SSU-rRNA, 5.8S rRNA, LSU-rRNA). The coding region runs from base 1 to 1389 and encodes 462 amino acids.